Molecule: messenger RNA, 841 nt
Organism: Leptinotarsa decemlineata (Colorado potato beetle)
Lineage: Eukaryota; Metazoa; Arthropoda; Insecta; Coleoptera; Chrysomelidae
Biological process (GO): proton motive force-driven ATP synthesis
Cellular component (GO): proton-transporting ATP synthase complex
Molecular function (GO): proton transmembrane transporter activity
Source: RefSeq, a predicted model, not a curated record
UCAGAAGAAAUGUCAAUCAUUAUUUGUAAAUGUCAAAUGAAAUUUCGAAAAUCAAUAUGUCAUAAACUCUAGCUAAAUAUCUUACAAAAUCGACAUGACACUGCCAGGGCCUUCAAAGGUUUCGCCAUUGAUCAGAUUUUUCCGAUACACGUUCCUUAUUGCUGGAAUAAUAUAUGGGGCGACAAGAUAUAAAGUUUUGCAUUUAAAAGAAGCAAAUAGAAAAGAAGAAAAGGAACGUUUGAAAGCUGAGAGAGACGCUAAAAUCGCAAUGGAGAAACGUAUAGCUUCCGAGAAAGACAUUGCCCAAAUUGUUGCGAUUUUUUCAGAAGAACCAAAACCCAAGUUCAAAGUGGAAGAACAAAGUUAUGAAAAUGCUGAAAAAGAAGAUAGCAAAGCUUGCUUGCCAGGACAAAACAAAAAUAAAGUUGAGCAGCUUAUAAGUGAUGAAGAUUCCACCGCUUCUCCAGACAAUCAAUGCCAAAUGUUUUCCAAACCUAUUGAUUUUAGUGAUCAUCCUACUAUUCGUAAUCCCAAUUCGGAAAGAAAAUAUACGCUUACUCCAUUACCAAGCAAAGAACCUGACAGAGAUGUUGAAGCUGAAGGGAACAAUGAAUAUUUUGUGGAAACAUUCAAAAAUGGGGUUCCUUAUGCUGAUCCUCAGAAUGACCAGUAUGAUUUCAUUCCAAAAGAUAAUAAAUGAUCGAUUUAAACAAGAUAAAAUGCUCAGAUUUUCCUCGAUUACUUUCUAGAAUAAUUAUUUGAUCAGAAGUACCCAAGUGUUUAUGAGAUUUUUGUAAAAUGUGUAUCAAAUAUGAAGUAAAAUACUAGAAAUCAUUUUCUA